This is a messenger RNA of Striga hermonthica, 1689 nucleotides long. Lineage: Eukaryota; Viridiplantae; Streptophyta; Magnoliopsida; Lamiales; Orobanchaceae. The record is from the annotation of a GenBank genome assembly.
AUGAAAUCAAAUCAACCCGGUUCCUCACGUCAAUCUCCCGAACAUGUCGAUUGGGGUGUGGAUAGCGGGUUGUAUGGGGAUUCAACUGGGAAUGGUGAAGGUGAUCAUGACGGGCAAUAUUGUGAUGCUUACAAUAAUGAGAUGAACAUCAACGAUAAUCCUUGCAAUGACGAUUUAUUCAAUGAGAUGGAUGAUAGCAAUGACGAUUCAGAUUUCAUUAUUGAAGAAGAUGAUAUGUUUGGCUCAGAAGAAGGUGAAGACAACGAUGACAAUGUUGUGUCCCCCUCAAACAUGAUGGGUGGUUUAAAUGAGCAUAUUCUACGCAACAAAAAGAGUAUAGCGAUCCACAAUGUUCCUCAGCUUGAUGUUUCUGGAGGUGUUGCUAUUGAAGAGGACAAUUUGAAUGAAACAACAACCCGUUCGAGUAGUGGUUGGAGGAUUCCCGAAGCCAUUUUUCACAAUGUUGAUGUUCAUCCCUCGUCUGAAGAGCCAUCAAUGAUAGACCGUGAACUAGCAAAGGCGUUGUCAUUGAAAGUUGUGUGCAAGCAUAAAGAUUGCCCAUUCUUGCUUUCUGCGAAUGCACUGACUGGAAGUAGUUUGAAUAUUUCAAAAUUUAUCCAUCCACAUACAUGCUUGGUUAACCUGAGUCAUUCAGCCCCUCGACAAUUGCCUGCAAAGAUCAUUGGAGCAUUAUUCGCGCUUAAGUUAUUGACAGAGGGCCGAGUAUUGAAGCCUGUAGAAAUUAUGGGUGACAUGGAGCGUGAUCAUGGCAUUAAGCUCAAAUACAAUACAGCUCUGAGGUCUCAAAACGCCGCCUACGACUUCAUUUAUGGAGAUCACAGGAAAUCCUGGGAACUUUUGCGGGCGUAUUUUCAUAUGUCGAUGAAGGAAAAUCCUGGAACACCGGCAUACAUUGAGACCGAUAAAGAUGACAUGUUUGAGUAUGCUUUCAUUUCGUUUCAUGCGUCUGUAGGGUUCCUCAGUUAUUGUCGGCCCGUUAUUGUGAUUGACGGUACGCAUUUGAAGGAUAAGUAUAAAAGCAUCCUAUUUGUAGCAACUACAAAGGACGGAAAUGAACAAAUUUUUCCUUUGGCAGUUGGUAUCGGCGAUAAGGAAUGUCAUAGUGCGUGGAUGUGGUUUCUCCAAAAGCUUCGCUCCACUUUUGGAUGUCCUGAAAAUUUAGUGAUUGUUUCUGAUCGCCACUCGAGCAUAAAGUCUGCUAUAGAGGUUGUCUACCCUGAAGCCGUACAUGCCAUAUGUUCCUACCACCUUCGACAAAAUAUUCGAAGUCAUGGGUGUAAAGCUGUUGGUUUAUAUAUGAAAGCUUCAUACACUUAUUCUCCCGUUGUGUACGAAAAGUCGAUGGCUAUGCUUGCGGCAAAAUAUCAUAACACAAAAAAGGUUUUGAUUGAUGAAGCCAUUCCAACUAGGUGGGCACGAAGUCAAUGUCCUGUGAGACGAUAUAGUUUCAUGACGUCAAAUGCUUGUGAGUUGAACAUCGAGCCGCGGUUGAUGUACUCUCUCGGCCAACCUUGGUUGGGACAUCAACCGGAUGUGAAUGAUAUUUUGAACAAGAAACCUAGGAAGAGCAAUCGUCAGCCGCGGCUGAACUGCGAGCCGCGGUUGAGGUGCUCCCUCGGCCAACCGCAGUUGAGAAGUCAACCGGCUGUGAAUGAUUUUUUGAACUAA